Planococcus citri (citrus mealybug) is the source of this 1365-nucleotide messenger RNA. RefSeq names its product gastrula zinc finger protein XlCGF49.1-like. The record is from RefSeq and is a predicted model, not a curated record. Bases 276 to 1064 code for a protein of 262 amino acids. NCBI's taxonomy places the organism in Eukaryota, Metazoa, Arthropoda, Insecta, Hemiptera, Pseudococcidae. The transcript has 2 exons.
AAUUUGAGGGUCCAUUUGGGUGUCAAUACAACAAUACCCAUUUUUUUGCAAAAACAACAGAAAAACAAUCGAAAUCGUAGAAUGAUAAUCAAUCUAAUCAGUGACGACGAGAAAUCUCUAAAUUAAAUGAAUUUUUCGACUCAAUUCGAUUCGAAUUGUUAUGAAUAAUAUCCGGACGGUGAUAUCGCGAGUUAACUAUGCUAAUUUCUUCGUGAAUUUCGUGCAUCGUUGAUAUCUACGCAUAAUCCACACCUGUACGAUCGGACAGUGUCCCAAUGACAAAUGAUCAUCGUAAACUUUCCACCGAAAUGAUGAAUCUGAACGCUUCAUUAUGGAUGGAUAAUCACAUGAUGAUUAUGCCAGAAGUAGUAUUGAACGAAGAUAAAAAAGACAAAUGCGAUAGUUACCCAGCCAUUAACACAUCAAUAAUCCUACAACCAGUAGAACUCUUCGCACCAUCGAAAGCACUCGAGCUUCCCAAAGAGACUCAAAUGUUCGAUCAUCAUCUGUCCGCAGAUCCAGGGAAAAUCAAACCUGUCAACAACGGACCAGUAUCGUGCACAUGGUGUAAAAUCGAAUUCGCUGACAAGAACGUCUUACUCGACCAUAUCAAGCAAAACCAUCGAGUCGAUCGAGUUCACAAAUGUCACGAAUGUGCGAAAAUAUUCACGCAGAAAUCGAAUUUGAAAGCCCAUUACCGACUACAUACUGGCGAGAAGCCAUUCAAAUGCACCUAUUGUACCAAAACAUUCGCCCAAAAGUCCAACUUGAUUAACCAUUUGUCAGUUCAUACGCGAGAUAAACCAUUCGAGUGUCCUAUUUGUAAGCGAGCUUUCUCCCAGAGAUCUAAUCUUAAAAGUCAUAUAUUUACCCAUACCGGCGAAAAACCAUAUAAAUGUAAUUUAUGCAGUAAGGAAUUUGUACAGAAAUCCAAUCUUGUCAGUCAUGUUAGAACACAUACUGCAGAAAAACCACACCGAUGUGAUAUUUGCGAUAAAUAUUUUAGUCAGCGUUCCAAUUUAAUUAGUCAUUUAAAAUUACAUGCCAAAGUAACCCCUACGUAGAAUUUGAAAAUUAUCAAUUUGUUCUACUGUGUUUGUGUUUUUUUUCUCUUUCCCUCAUUAAAUCUCCACGAUGGCCUAUCGUCUACCAGUUAUAUUACCUAUCAAUUUAAAAAUUAAUAGGAAUACUACCUUGUCUAGUACAAUAAUUCAAUUACCUACGGGUUGAGGUAGCGUCAUUUAAAAAAUGAUCUUGGAAUAAUCAAAAGAAAAUGAGUUAAGUUGUAUAUUUGUAGUAAAAUAAAUUAUAAAAACGUGUAAUUAUAAAUAAAAUUCAAUUUCAAAAAUAAAACUGUAAAAUCUA